Messenger RNA from Toxorhynchites rutilus septentrionalis, 662 nucleotides. RefSeq lists its product as uncharacterized. Bases 42 to 578 code for a protein of 178 amino acids. The transcript is spliced from 2 exons. The record is from RefSeq and is a predicted model, not a curated record. Lineage: Eukaryota; Metazoa; Arthropoda; Insecta; Diptera; Culicidae.
AAGCGAUCUCUCAAGCGUUAAACAAUUAAACAAGCAUAACUAUGAAGCUUUUUAUCGUGCUCUCUGUGGCGAUCGCACUUGUUGUGGGUGCGCCAGCCGACGAUUCCGCCAAGAAAGAUAAGCGUGGCCUAAUCGAAAUUGGCCAUAAUUUCGGCUACGAAGAACCGCUGAUUUACGAUCAUCACGAUGGUUGGAAUGAUAAGCAGGUGACUAAGCACGUCACUGUCCAUAAGAAUGUCGCCGUUCCAUACCCGGUGGAGGUCGAGAAGCACGUUCCAGUUGCGGUGAAGGUUCCGGUUCCGGUCAAAGUGGAAAAACAUGUCCCAGUCGUGGUUGAGAAGCACGUUCCCGUGUACAUCGAAAAGAAGGUUCCAGUGGCUGUCGAUCGGCCCGUGCCUUACCCGGUUAAGGUGAAGGUUCCGGUUUACCACAAGCAAGUCGUUGAGGUCGAGAAGCCCUACCCAGUGCAUGUGGAGAAACCAUAUCCAGUCUACGUGAAGCAGCCAGUGUACGUUGAACAGUCGGCUCCGAUUUACGUGAAAGAUCAGUACUACGACAAGAAGCCAUACUGGGGUUGAAACUUUAGAUGGUGCGCAAAUAUUGAUACCCUGAUCUGAUAUGUUUCAAAUUUGAGUGAUUUUAUUUUUUUUUAUUUUGAUGGA